AUGGAGGUGGAUCAGGUACCACAGCUUGCAAAAUGCCGCAUUCUUGCGGCAACACUCGAGGAGAACGCCCACGAUUGGUUUACCCAAUUGCCUGAGGAUGAAAUCGAGGAGCUGAUUCGGAGAGGAAAGUUUGACAAGUAUAAGAAGGGCGAGGAAAGUCAUCCCCGAGCGGAUGACAAAGGAGAAAACCAAAAUGCGAGCGGUUCUAGAACACCUCGCAACAUCUUAACUAUCAUUGGAGGACCCCAUAUCGCAGGAGACUCCUACAAGUCGCAAGAGCAAUAUGCCAGAGAAGCCAAGGAAAAGUCGUUCACCAAUGUGAACAAUCUUAGUGAGCGGCCCGAGAAGCUAUUUAAGAAGGAAUGCGAUGACAUCACCUUUAUGGAGAGUGAUGCGAGAUGGGUCCAUCAUCCGCAUUCUGAUGCACUAGUUAUCGUCGCCAAUAUUGGCGGGGAUAAUGUCCACCGCAUACUCGUCGACAGCGGAAGUUCAGUGAAUCUGUUGAACUUCCAAGCUUUCAAACAAAUGGGAUUGCAGGAGAAGGACCUGCGGCCUGUGACGUCGAGCAUCUAUGGCUUUACUGGCGACAUCAUAGCAUUAAAAGGAAUGAUCAAACUCCCAAUCACCUUGGGAACUGCCCGGGUAAGAGCCAAGUCAAUGGCUGACUUCGCAGUAAUCGACCAGUAUUCUGCAUAUAAUGCCGUUCUGUACGAGGAGUCCAAGCAAAUUCGCGAGAAUGCUACAACACAGCAGUCAAGCUCGCGGAAAAAAGGACAGUAA
Cannabis sativa is the source of this 780-nucleotide messenger RNA. RefSeq lists its product as uncharacterized. The transcript is spliced from 3 exons. The record is from RefSeq and is a predicted model, not a curated record. The coding region runs from base 1 to 780 and encodes 259 amino acids. Lineage: Eukaryota; Viridiplantae; Streptophyta; Magnoliopsida; Rosales; Cannabaceae.